Molecule: messenger RNA, 636 nt
Organism: Trypanosoma brucei brucei TREU927
Lineage: Eukaryota; Euglenozoa; Kinetoplastea; Trypanosomatida; Trypanosomatidae
Product: cyclin 2
Exons: 1
Coding region: 1-636 (211 amino acids)
Biological process (GO): regulation of cyclin-dependent protein serine/threonine kinase activity
Molecular function (GO): protein kinase binding
Source: RefSeq, a predicted model, not a curated record
AUGACCAUUAUGAUGGACGGCCCAAAAUCUUCUACGCGAGCUACUGAAACAAUUAAUCAAAGCGAUGGGCAGCAUCGACAGCAGUGGUGCGACCGUCAGCAGACGGGGCGUAAUUGCAAUAGUGCAGGCAGCGAUUCCCAAUCAGCGGAUCCACAACAAUCGGGAUUACAUGAGUUAGGGCAAUUGACAGCAGUGGCAGUAGAGCGUCGGUGCGUGGAACAGCGGCAUUUAGAGCACCUUUACCAAUCCGCUUUUCACAGCAGUCAUGUUCCUGCAAUAUCUGUGUGGAAUUACAUGCGUCGCAUAGGCAAAUACUCACGGUGCUCACCAGAAUGCUUCAUCAUCUGUAUCAUAUUCAUUGAUCGGUACGUUGCAGCAACGAAUUGUCCAAUAACUUUUCGGAACAUUCACCGGCUUUUGAUAACUUCAAUGUUGGUGAGUGUAAAGUUGCGGGAUGACUCAUUUUAUAGCAAUUCUUACUUUGCAGGUAUUGGUGGCGUUAGUAAUGAGGAACUUAAUAGAUUAGAGAUUGAGUUUCUCAUGACAAUUGAUUGGCGCACAUGGGUGGAACCAAGUGAUUUUAACAUGUACUGUGAGCAACUGAGAUCUCGUUGCUCGGCGAAUCAGGAGCAGUAA